AGGAGACAGCACACCGGGAGCAGGAGACAGCACACCGGGACAGCUCAACAGCACACCGGGGUCAGAUCAACAGCACACCGGGGUCAGCUCAACAGCACACCUGGAAAAGGAGACAGCACACCGGGGUCAGAUCAACAGCCAUUCUCUCUGCAGCCUCAGCCCACUCAAUGGAUCGGUGGCAGCCCCACACAUAGCCGGGAGAGCAGAAGAAGUGGCUCACAAUGGGUGGCAUGUGGAUCUUUGUGGCAUUGCUUUUCAUAAGACCGGUUGCCGGUAGCCCCGGAGAAGGCAGGAUAGUGUGGGAAAGAAGCCGUCUGCUGGAUCCUCUGAAUGAAAGCCAGCUUUUCACCCACGGGACAUUCCCGCAAGACUUUCUGUGGGGUGUGGGAAGUUCAUCACUUCAGGCAGAAGAUGACAACUCCAAUAGAGGACCUUCUAUAUGGGACCGGUUUAUGAGAACUCACCAGACCUGGCUGACAAACAGCAGUCACUACGAGAAUCAUCCUGGAGACAUCUCUACCAGCUUCUCACACAAUGAUCUACCAGCCCUGGAGUUCCUGGGGGUUCAUUUUUACCAUUUCUCAAUUUCCUGGUCAAGGCUUUUCCCCCACGGAAAUCACAUCGUCAAUGAACACGGGGUUCUCUAUUACAACACUCUGAUCGACUUAUUGCUGAGCAGAAGAGUGCGACCUGUAGUCACCCUCUACCACUGGGACCUGCCGCUGUCCAUCCAGGAGAAGUACGGCGGGUGGGCAAACGAGAGCAUCUCCUAUCUCUUCAAUGACUACGCCAAGCUGUGCUUCCAGAGAUUCGGUGAUCGGGUGAAGUACUGGAUCACCAUGCACAACCCGUACCUAAUAGCCCUGCACGGCUACGGCACCGCGAUGCAUGCACCGUGGCAGAGAGGGAGCGAGGCGCAGGUCUCUGCAGCAGCACACAACCUCAUCAAGGCUCACGCUAUGGUUUGGCACACAUACGACACCCACUUCCGCCAAUUCCAAAAGGGCUACCUGUCAGUGACACUGGGCUCCCACUGGAUAGAACCAGAGAAGGGAAACAUUAACCCUUUAACCGUCAAGAUAUGCCAGGAAUCCAUGGAAACCGUACUUGGCCGAUUUGCAAAACCAAUUUAUGGCGAUGGAGAUUAUCCCGAAAUCCUAAAGCAUAAAUACAGCUCCAUUUUACCCAAUUUUACAGAAGCAGAAAAGACUUACGUAAAAGGCACGGCAGACUUCUUUGCGUUUUCCUUCGGACCCAAUAACUUCAAGCGCCCAAACGAUGCGGCGAAAUUGGGUCGGGUUUUAAUUCAUUUAAGAGGGGCAUUAAACUGGAUUAAGAUGGAAUACGACAACCCCAGAAUCUUAAUUACAGAAAACGGCUGGUUCUCAAACAGCAACAUCAGAACCGAAGACACCACAACAGUAUACAUCAUGAAGAAGUUCAUCAACGAUGUUCUUCAAGCUAUUAAAUACGACAAUAUUCAGGUGUUUGGUUAUACUGCGUGGUCCCUGGUAGACGGCUUUGAAUGGCAAGAUGGCUACAAAAUAAGACGAGGAUUGUUUUAUUCUGAUUUCAACAGCAAGGAUAAAAAGAUAAUGCCCAAGUCGUCUGCAUUUUAUUAUAAGCAAAUUAUACGUGAUAAUGGCUUCCCUCGAACGGAGGCGACGGCUGCAGUAAAUGGGCAGUUCCCGUGUAGCUUCUCCUGGGGAGUAACGGAUUCCGUGUUAAAGCCCGAACUAAUGCCUUCAUCCCCCCAGUUUGUUGACCAGCGGCUGUACAAGUGGAAUAUUACUGGGAAUGGGUUUCUGCAUCCGGUUGAAGGUGUGAUACUCAAGACACGGCCUGCUCAAUGCACUGAUUUCAUCACCGUUAAGAAACAGCUAUCCCUGUUGACAAGAAUGAAAGUCACCGACUAUAGAUUUGCCCUGAACUGGUCCUUGAUUUUACCCAAAGGAGACUUGUCUGUCAUCAACAGGGAGGUCCUCAGAUAUUAUCGAUGCAUGAUCGAGGAAGCAUCUAAUAAUGGAAUCAAGGCCAUGGUGACACUCUACUACCCAACACAUGCAUCUUUGAGCCUUCCAGGACCCUUGGCGGAACAUGGUGGAUGGUUAAACAGAAGUAUUAUCCAGGCCUUCAGUGACUACGCCGAUAUGUGCUUCAGGGAACUGGGUGACUUGGUAAAGCAAUGGAUAACCAUCAAUGAACCAAAUCGGCUGAGCCAAUAUUACAAUAAUAGUAGUAAUAUCACCUAUCAGCCAGUGCACAAUGUACUCAUAGCUCACUCCAAGGCCUGGCAUUUGUAUGACAAGAAAUACAGACCCACUCAACAUGGCCAGGUAUCCUUAGCUCUACAUACAGACUGGGCUGAGCCCGCUAACCCAUUCUUAAAAUCUCACGCAGAAGCCGCGGAAAGAUUCUUGCAGUUUGAUAUCGCAUGGCUCGCCGAACCAAUUUUUGGUUCCGGUGAAUAUCCAACCCAAAUGAGGCAUUACAUUCAAGCAAAGAACAAAAAAGGCCUGUCCAAUUCCUACUUGCCACAUUUUACUGAAGAAGAGAAAAGGCUAGUUAGAGGCUCAGCUGAUUUCUUUGCCCUGAACCAUUUUACCACCAGACUGGUUAUACAUGAGACCAAGAACGGUAGUAGACACGACUAUGACCGCGACAUCCAUUUUCUCUCUGAUGCCACGUGUCUCACUUCAGGGAGCGGGUUAGCCGUUGUCCCAUCAGGGAUACGCAAAAUCUUAAACUGGAUAAAAGCGAAGUAUGGAGAUAUUCCCAUUUAUAUAACAGCGAAUGGGAUUGAUGACAAGUCAUCCAGCAAUGAUGACCUGAGAAUAUAUUACUUAAAACAAUACAGCCAACAGAUCUUACUAGCCUAUCUGCAGGAUAAAAUCAAUGUGAAAGGAUACUAUGCCUUCAAACUGACCGAUAAAACAAGACCCCAAUAUGGCUUCUACAACUCUGCCCUUUAUAACAUGAAAGCCAAAGCUUCGGUGGACGUCUACAACGCAUUGGUCAACGCCAACGGCUUUCCAUUUGAUCAGCCACACAACAUGUGCAAAACGGACCCUGAAGACAAGCAAUGUUCCUUCUGCACGUUUGUACAACAGAAGAAACCCUUAAUAUUCUUCAGCUUCUGUCUUUUUACAACUUCAGUUCUUUUACUCACGGUUACCCUCGUUCGUAAAUACAAAAAAAAGCGGAGAAAACUGCGCCCGACGAAAAACGAACAGACUGUAUGUUUCCUGUUUAAAAAGAAAGAUGGCUUCAGCCAUUGCUGAGCUACUCUGGGCACAAGUGACGACGACUUUAAUCUCUGUGAAUUCACUCCAUUAGUUCUUAAAAUAUCAAGAACCGAUAAACGUCUCUGCUCCCAACUGACAACCCUCCGGGUGCCUUUAGCUAACGCAAGUACCCAAAACCCAUAAAAUAAUUAGUUUUAUACUUCAUGAAUCGUAGCCUAGGGCGCCGUGCCUUAUUAAAAAAUAUGACUUCUCAUUUACAGGACUAUUUUAAGGAUAUAUCCAUGAAAAAGCCCCUAAAUAAAUCAGACUCCUAAAUAGGUCUACCUAGACCUGAGUGUUUCUGUACACAUACAGUCUACAAACAACUGGGCCACUUGAAUUAGGCCCAAGGUUUGUAGACUGCACGUCUAUGAUGUCGAUGAGGCAUGGCUAUUAUAAGGCUAAUACCCUCACACGCAACAGGGGCAUUGCUAUGGGGCAGCUUAAAGUUGGGGUUGCCCUGAGGU
This is a messenger RNA of Spea bombifrons (plains spadefoot toad), 3751 nucleotides long. It is a transcript of the gene KLB, whose product is annotated as klotho beta. Bases 222 to 3281 code for a protein of 1019 amino acids. NCBI's taxonomy places the organism in Eukaryota, Metazoa, Chordata, Amphibia, Anura, Pelobatidae. The transcript is spliced from 5 exons. Gene Ontology annotation, biological process: fibroblast growth factor receptor signaling pathway; carbohydrate metabolic process. The record is from RefSeq and is a predicted model, not a curated record. Gene Ontology annotation, molecular function: fibroblast growth factor receptor binding; hydrolase activity, hydrolyzing O-glycosyl compounds; fibroblast growth factor binding.